Arachis duranensis is the source of this 1149-nucleotide messenger RNA. RefSeq lists its product as uncharacterized. The record is from RefSeq and is a predicted model, not a curated record. The transcript is spliced from 8 exons. NCBI's taxonomy places the organism in Eukaryota, Viridiplantae, Streptophyta, Magnoliopsida, Fabales, Fabaceae. The coding region runs from base 126 to 926 and encodes 266 amino acids.
GCUAAAGCAAAAUUCUGCCCCUCUAUUGUAUGUUAAAUUGGUCCAAAAUUCUGCGUCAGUUCCAUGCUAAAGUUUUGGAGAAAUUAUCCCCAAAAGGAGCUGCAAAGAUCUCCUAGUACUUGACGAUGGGGGCCACUACUAGCAGUGCCUUAACUUUAACGAGAUGCUCUCUCUCUCACUCUCACUCUCACCUUUACCGCAACGCUAUCUUCAAUUCCAUGCGUAACACUUCUCUUCGAUUCUCCUCAUCCCCGCCAAUCAACAAUGCCAGAGCCGGAUCAUCAAGUUAUGAAGCAUUGCUGUUGGAUGCCGGCGGCACGCUUUUGCAAUUACAAAACCCCGUUGAACAAACCUAUGCAUCUAUCGGAACCAAAUAUGGUUUGAAUUUGACUCCAGCUCAGAUAAAGCAAGGAUUUAAGAGGGCGUUUUCUGCUCCGUGGCCUGGAAAGCUACGUUACGAGGGAGAUGGGAGGCCAUUUUGGAAACUUGUAGUUUCUGAAGCCACUGGUUGCAGUGAUGAAGAUUAUUUUGAGGAAGUUUACAAGUAUUAUGCAAAUGGAGAUGUGUGGCAUCUUCCAGAUGGAGCUUAUGAAACAAUUACUCUUCUCAAGGAUGCCGGAGUUAAGAUGGCUGUUGUAUCCAACUUUGAUUCCCGCUUAAGGAAACUAUUGAAGGAUCUUAAUGUUUUGAAUCUGUUUGAUGCUGUCAUUAUAUCCUCUGAGGUUGGAUAUGAAAAACCAGACCCGAGAAUAUUUCAAGCUGCUCUAGAUCAAGUAAAUGUAGAAGCUAACAAAGCCUUACACAUUGGCGAUGAUGAAAAGGCUGAUAAACAUGGGGCAAAUGCUCUGGGGAUAGAUUGCUGGUUGUGGGGGGUUGAUGUGAAGUCAUUCUGUGAGAUAAAAAUCCGGAUACUCGAUUCAAACUGAUAGCCCUGUUGAUGGAAACCGUGAAGUUUUUUUUUUAUGUGUUUCUUCCUUUUUCCUCUCUUCAUCUGAAUCAUGCAUGUGAUUUGUAGCACCAAUUUCUCAUUUGCGUGCUUUUGUGAUUGAAUAAUGUUGUUGUCCUGAUUUUCCAUACAUAUUAGCAGAGACGUUGAUGUGAUAUAAACAUGGUUUCAGCUGAAGUUCGAAUAGAAAUUGCUGUAACUAA